UAACCUCGGCCAAAGUCAGAAACUCAGAAUCAGACAAGGAGGUCGCAAGCAAGUGAGCAGGACACGAUUCUCGCCUUUUUUAACAUUCUCUCUCCUUCCUAAUCCUUCCCUUCGUCAAUCAGUUUACUAUAUCCAUCACAGACCCCACAGUUCUCCCUUCCUACUUUCAGUAUCAGUAUCAGUAUUUGCUGCUGCAAUGCCAACUUCUCCAUCAGACGCUGGGCACAAAAGGCGGAGAGCGAGAGGGCCGAAGAUCACGAAACGGCACCGUGGCGGCGACGAGGAAGAAGAAGACGAGGAAGAAGAGAACGAGGUUGCGGUGGAGGCAGAUGAAGACGAGGACCUCCACCCUAACCCUAAGAAUGUCCAAGUCCCCAGAACUAGGGCUGUCUCUGAACUCGAGGUGAUUUCUGGCAGCGGCACCCGGAUUUCGGACUUCCCCGCAGCUGUGAAGUAUGACGUGAACCGGCCACAUUCGUCCAUUUUGGCCAUUGCUGCUGCUGAAAGAGAGAGUGAAAACAAGGGACAGGGGCAGGGCGGGGGCGGGGGCGUUGUUUUAGAAAAUAUAUCAUACGGGCAGCUUCAGGUGUUGUCCGCUGUGCCAGCAGAGUGUCCCGCUCUGGUAGGUCCGGGUUCAUUAGAUCAGGAGAGUCCAAUUGUGAUUUCUCCUCCUCCCAUUAUGGAGGGUAGGGGUGUGGUUAAGAGGUUUUGGAACAGGCUCCAUGUUCUUCCGUUUCACGCAGAGUGGUUUCAAUCAACAACAGUGCACAGGUUGGAAAGGCAAGUGGUGCCACAUUUUUUUUCUGGCAAGUCCACUGAAUAUACUGCUGAGAAAUACCUGGAUUGUCGUAAUCUAAUAGUUGCCAAAUACAUGGAGAACUUGGAGAAGAGGUUAUCGAUUGGUGAUUGCCAAGAAUUGGAUGUUGGUGUUGAUAAUGAAGAUCUCAGUCGUAUCUUCCGUUUCCUUGAUCAUUGGGGAAUCAUUAACUAUUGUGCUCCACUGCCUCCUCAUGAAUCUUGGAGUAUUGAGUCAUAUCUGAGAGAGGAUCCAAAUGGUGAAGUUCAUGUGCCAUCAGCUAUGUUGAAGUCCAUUGAUAGUCUGAUCAAGUUUGACCUUCCAAAAUAUAGGUUGAAGUCUUGCAAUUUCUCCUUAUCAUUAUCAUCAAACUCCCAUGAUCUUGCAGACUUAGACAGUAGAAUACGGGAAAUGUUGUCAGAAAAUCACUGUAACUUUUGUUCUCGGCCCCUGUUAGUUGUGUAUUAUCAAUCAGUGAAGGAGGCUGAUACAUUGCUGUGUUCAGAUUGUUAUUAUGAAGGGAGACUUGUUAUUGGUCAUUCAAGUAUGGAUUUCACUAAGGUAGAUCCCACAAAAGAGUAUGGUGAUCAAGACGGAGGCAGUUGGACGGAUCAGGAAACACUUCUACUCCUUGAGGCGCUUGAAAGUUUUAAUGAUAGCUGGAAUGACAUUGCCGAGCAUGUUGGAACUAAGUCAAAAGCACAAUGCAUACUUCACUUUCUUCGUUUGCCAGUGGAAGAUGGUUUACUAGAAAAAGUAGAAGUUCCAAGCUCAUAUGGUAACACUAAUGGGCUGUCCGAGGACACUAACAACAGUUUAUAUCUGAAUGAAAAUUUUAUCCCAUCAGAUACACACCCAUCUCUGAUUUUUCCAGGACCCCAUGAUCAUAAUUCUGAUUCAGAAAUCAAGUUUCCAUUUGUGAAUUCUGAAAAUCCUGUCAUGACUCUGGUUGCAUUUUUGGCUUCUGCUGUAGGUCCAAGAGUUGCGGCUGCUUGUGCUCAUGCUUCUUUGGCAGCCCUUUCUGAGGAUGAUGGAUCACUGCAUGGUAAUAGAAUGGAUUCAGAUGAUGGCCCUGUGGAAAUGAGAAACUCAAAUCAGCAGAAAGACAAUGUAAAUGCAGAAGCUUCUAUAUUAUCUACUGAAAAAGUCAAAUUUGCUGCAAAAGCUGGUCUCACUGCUGCAGCAGUGAAGGCAAAACUGUUUGCAGACCAUGAAGAGCGAGAGAUUCAGAGGCUAUCUGCUAGUAUUAUAAAUCAUCAGUUGAAGAGAUUGGAACUGAAGCUGAAGCAAUUUGCUGAAGUGGAGACCUUAUUGAUGAAGGAAUGUGAACAAGUGGAGAAAGCAAGGCAGAGGUUGGCUGGGGAGAGGGCUCGUGCUUUAGCAACUAGGUUUGUACCCAGUGGGGUCGCUUCAUCAGUGAAUUUGCCUGGUGUUACUCAAGUUAAUAACAAUACUAGCAACAGCAGACCACCAAUUAUAUCAGCAUCACCUUCACAGCCUAGUGUUUCUGGUUAUGCCAAUAAUCAAAUGACUCAUUCACAAAUGUCAUUCUUGCCACGGCAGCAAUUCUCUUUUGGGCCUCGCCUCCCGCUUUCAGCCAUACAGCCUUCUUCAUCUGGGCUACCUUCAAGUGUCAUGUUUGGUGCUCAAGGAGGUAGCCAAUCUUCUCUGAGUCAUGCAAUGUUGAGAGCCGUACCAGGGACAAGCUCAAGCAUGGGUUAAAAGUAUGAGAUACUAUAAUUGAUUUGGUGAUUUGCCAGAGAACUUAAAUGGGAAAACAUAGGAUUAUAGUGCUGUGAUUGUGAUGCCUGUGAAGAUGUAUUUUGUUGGGGCCACAUCUUUCAAGUAUUCUGCAGUUGCUGGGAAUAUUUGUGGUUGGAACUUUCAGCUACAAUCCAGGUGUGCAUUCUUUUCUUGUUUGUCUUCCUCAGCAAUCUUCAUCUUUCUGCCAUCUUUUUCGUCGUUUAACUUUUCCUCUUUAUAGUUGAGGUUUGUAGAGUUGCUGAUUAGAAAGUGGAUGUUUUACCGGAUUGCUGUAUAGUUUUCAUAUUUUCAGUUAUCUAUUAUCUGAGGGAUCAAGGUGAAUAGCUGAAUGCCAUUGUUGCUAACUUGCUCCCACCCGAGGCUGUAAUUUUGCAAGUACAUAUGGUUUAAUUGCUAAAAUUGUUGUAUUUUGUCUAACAAUAGAUGGAUGACGAGUAGUACUACUUUAAUAUCUCGA
Messenger RNA from Beta vulgaris subsp. vulgaris (sugar beet), 3017 nucleotides. Its product is annotated as SWI/SNF complex subunit SWI3C. Gene Ontology annotation, molecular function: protein binding. The transcript is spliced from 9 exons. Bases 197 to 2518 code for a protein of 773 amino acids. The record is from RefSeq and is a predicted model, not a curated record. NCBI's taxonomy places the organism in Eukaryota, Viridiplantae, Streptophyta, Magnoliopsida, Caryophyllales, Amaranthaceae.